Molecule: messenger RNA, 3541 nt
Organism: Cheilinus undulatus (humphead wrasse)
Lineage: Eukaryota; Metazoa; Chordata; Actinopteri; Labriformes; Labridae
Gene: niban2b
Product: niban apoptosis regulator 2b
Exons: 15
Coding region: 225-2717 (830 amino acids)
Source: RefSeq, a predicted model, not a curated record
UGUGUCUCUCCGAGAAAAGCCUUCAGUUUGUACCUCUGCCAACUUUUCUUCUCCCCCUGCCACUGCUCUCUCAUUUCGUCUUUUCUGCAAACUUCAUCCAGCUCGGGUUUUUUCUCCGAGGAGCUGAGGAGGCUCUACACUUCUCUACAGGACAUAAAAGUUUGUUUCAAAGUCACCAGCUAAAAAACCUCAGGAGUCAGUCAGGGACUGUUAGUUCAUCCAGCAUGGGGGACGUGAUUUCCAGUCACCUGGAUGAAGCCAAGCGGGAGAUUAUCACAGCUCGUACCGGGGAGGUGAUGGGGGAGUUUGGGCGUCUCUAUGAGAAGCAGUAUGCCGUGGCUCUCUUCAACAAAGUUCGCUUUGACAUAGAAGGAGGAGGCGGCCCACAACCGCAGCUGCUGCACCGCAAGAUUCCUCUGGAGAACAAGUCUAUCUUCUCCGGUUCGCUCUUUCAGUACCUUGAGGAAAACAAAAAAUGGAGGAACCGCUUCCUCUUUGUUCCAGACUCCUACAACAUCAACUACUAUGACAACAAAGCUUCCCAUGACAGAAACCUCAAUCCUAAAGGGACCAUUAACUGUGCCGGAUACAAAGUGCUAACAUCCAUGGAUCAAUACCUCGAUCUGAUCAGCAACAGCCUGCCAGGUGUAAAAGCCAAGGUGGGAAGUUCACCUUUCCUUAAAUGUCCAACCCACUUCCCUCUGAUCCUGUGGCACCCGUACACCCGCCAUUACUACUUCUGUGUGACGACGGAGAAAGAGCAGCAGAAGUGGCAUGCCGUGCUGCAGGACUGCGUCCGACACAGCAACGAUGGAUUGUCAGAGGAGAAUAAAGUCCAAACACCCGCCUUCACAGACGCAGUACGACUCUACCGCCAGGCUAAAGGGAACUAUGGCACCUGGGAGAUGAUGUGUGGUGCUCCAUCACAGAUUCUGUCCAACCUGGUGAUGGAGGUUCUCCUCCCUGAGCUGAGGGAGCUCAUCUCUCCGCGCCUCAAAGGGAAACUACACGAGAGGCAGAGGAACUGGAUGCUGAUCAGUGAUGCGGUGUACAGCCUGGUGCAAACUCAGUGCCAGGCUCAGUACGAGGCCGUGCUGCAGAGAUGUGAGGCAGCGCGCUCCUCUCUGGAAGCAUCCAUACGAACGGACAUGGACCAGAUCAUCACAUCCAAGGAGCACGUCACCAACAAGAUUAAAGCUGUGGUUCUCCCGAAGGCGGAGAAGCUGCUGAAGGUGAGCAUCCAGCCGUACAUCAGCUCCAUCCUGGACGCCCUGAUGGAGCCGACCAGCCGAGGCUUCUUCGAGGUCCGAGACGUGUUCUUCAGAGAGCUGGUGGACAUGAGUAAGAACACGCUCAACCAGGGUACCAAGGAGACGGUGGCACAGCACAUGGAGAAGAUCUCCAUGCUUGCAUUCCAUCCGGUGAAGAUGCAGAGCUGCUAUGAGAAGGUGGAGUCUCUGAGUCUGGAGGGUCUUCAGCAGAGGUUUGACGUCUCCAGCCCAUCAGUGUUUGUCCAGAGAGCCCAGAUCCUCAUGAGAGAGCAAAUGGACGACGCUGUGUACACGUUUGAGCAGAUCCUUCAUCAGAGUCUGGAGGCUCAGGGAUCAGACGAGCUCUGUAAGACCAUCCAACGCUGCCAGGAUCGAGUCAUCAAGAAAUUUGACUACGACAGCAGCACGGUGAGGAAGCGUUUCUUCCGAGAGGCUCUCCUUCAGAUCUUCAUCCCCUACAUGCUGAAGCAGCUCAGCCCCACAUGCUCACCGGAGCUGCCGCGCUUCCAGGAGCUGAUCUUUGAGGAUUUCUCUCGCUUCAUCCUGGUGGAGAACAUCUUUGAGGAGGUGGUGCUGCACUCUGUCAUGAAGGACAUCAUGAUGGCUGUGAAAGAGGCAGCGGUCCAGAGGAAACACAACCUGUACAGAGACAGCAUCGUGCUCGGCAACAGUGACCCCAGUCUGCACCUGCUGGGAGAAAACCCCUCCAUCGACUGGGCCGGGGAGUACGGAGGAGCGCAGGAGGAGGUUGAUGGAGCAGGGGAGGAGCCUGAAGGCGAUGCAGAGGGAGAGGAGUCCCAGAAGAGGAGGAGGAUGAAGCAGGUGGUGUCCAUGAUCCAGGUGGAGGGAGCCCCAGUCCUACCUGGUGAGUCGUGUGUGGAGGUGCCCGGUGUCGACGACAUCCCGGAGGAGGACGGAGAGUUGGAGGAGGAUGAAGAGGAGGACAGAAAGUUGGAAGAGAAAGUUUGUCCUGCACAAAACGAAUUGGGUAGUCCUGAAAAAGCAGAGGCAUCUACAGACUUAAACAGUUCUGAGGUAAAGGGAGAGGAGGAAGAAUCAGAGCAUAAAGAGGUCCAGCAGGUGGCUGAAACUCCGACAGAAAGCUCUCCAGCUGCUGAGGAGAAACUUGUAGAAGACAGCCAGCCAGUGACAGAGGAAGAACAACCACAAUGCAACCAGGAGGCCACAGAGGAGGUGCUUCCACCACCGCCUCCAUCUGAGGAAACCCCUGCUGGAGCUACAGAACAAGAAGCGCCCUCAGAGACAACAUCAGACUUCCCCCCACCCCCGCACGACGACAGUGGCUUCCAGUCUCCCUGCAGCGAAGGCGGUGAGGAGCAGGAGGAGGAGGCGGUCCCACAGCCAGCAGAGGAGCAGCAGACGGGUGAUGCAGCCGCGCCAGUAGCAGAAAGCCAACGCAGUGACUCUGAGCCUGCAGAGCAGUGACGAUUGGAAUUUUUUUUGUUGUACAUGAACUCAAUCCUGCCUUGUUUACCAUGAUUUUUUUUAAAUCUCUUCAGUAGUAAUGAUGUUGAUUUAAACUCCUCCUCCUCCUCGUCAGUUACAAACACAGCAGAACAUUUACCGAGCAGGCCUCAGGUGCUGUUUUCUUCAUUUAAGAAUAUUAUUCAUCCUAUAAAACCUUCACAACUUUGCAGAAAAUGUCUGAGCUUUAUUUCACAUGUUCCACAAUGUUCUUAGUAUAAAUAUAAGCACCAGCGUGAGGUCUUAAUGGUGAUUUAUGAGUAUAUAAGGUGGAUUUGGUUAAAAAAAAAAAACAUAUUAACUGAUUUAAUUCAUCAUUUUGUCUUUUUAAGUCAAGUUGCCUUUGAUAACUGCCAAAUAUUUACAUUUUUUUAAAGCAUUUCUUUAUGUAAAUAUGAUUUCUGUUAGUAAAUCCUCAUCUAUCGUUGGACCUAAAUGACAGCAGAAGAUAAUUUACAUUAUGCAUUAUUAUUCAUUUAUUGUCUGGAUGUGCCGUCUAAAGACUUGACAAUUCCUUUGUAUUGUUGGGAGUAACACUAUUUGAUCCCUAACAAGGAAAGCUUUUGUAUAUGUUGUAUAAAUGUGUCUUUGGAGCUGUGAUCACCAAACCGACAUUUUACAUCAUUUUAUGUGUUCAGUAAUGUCUCUGAUGAUUUCAACACCUUGCUUUUAUUUAUUUUUGUGCACCCUGUCUCUAUUUUCAACAGUGUCCUUUUAGAUUUAUUUUACUUGUGUUUGAGACAAAUAACUGUUAUUGAUAAUAAAUCAUUACUGAUUAAUUAUUA